Molecule: messenger RNA, 421 nt
Organism: Erinaceus europaeus (western European hedgehog)
Lineage: Eukaryota; Metazoa; Chordata; Mammalia; Eulipotyphla; Erinaceidae
Product: U6 snRNA-associated Sm-like protein LSm7
Exons: 1
Coding region: 14-337 (107 amino acids)
Biological process (GO): nuclear-transcribed mRNA catabolic process; mRNA splicing, via spliceosome
Cellular component (GO): U2-type prespliceosome; Lsm1-7-Pat1 complex; U6 snRNP
Molecular function (GO): RNA binding
Source: RefSeq, a predicted model, not a curated record
ACGGCACGGCAACAUGGCGGACAAGGAGAAGAAGAAGAAGAAGAAGAAGAAGGAGAGCAUCUUGGACCUGUCCAAGUACAUCGACAAGGCCAUCCUGGUCAAGUUCCAGGGCGGCCACGAAGCCAGUGGCAUCCUGAAAGGCUUUGACCCUCUGCUGAACCUGGUGCUGGACGGGACCAUGGAAUACAUGCGAGACCCCAACGACCAGUACAAGCUGUCUGAGGACACGCGGCAGCUGGGGCUUGUGGUCUGCAGGGGGACGUCCGUCGUGCUCAUCUGCCCCCAGGACGGCAUGGAGGCCAUUCCCAACCCCUUCAUCCAGCAGCAGGACGUCUAGGACCUCCAGCCCCUCACCCGGCAGCAGGACCUCUGGGGACCUCCAGCCCCUCGCGGGCAGCAGGACCUCUAAGGACACAGGACC